AUGACACAAGAGAAACCACUCAAGUCACUCAAGGCUCAUGUCCAAAAUGAGAGCAUGACAGAACGUUUACUUAAUUUUGAACUCGAGAUAACGGGUCUCGUAUGUCUUUUGGCUAUUGGAAGUUGGUGGGCAGGGUCACCACUAGCAACACGGUGUCUACUUCUAUCAUACAAGAUCGGGCCGGAUGCAUACGACAAGGGCAACGACGACAUUUACUUUAUUGGCUUUUGGGUGGUCGCCUUUACGUUUCUACGCGCGUUCUUUAUCAAAUACAUCUUUCAUCCGUUCGCAAGGUUGACCGGCAUCGAGCCAUUUGGUAAACGCCAACGAUUUGCAGAGCAAGGAUUCAUGUUCACCUACUAUGCCGUAUUCUGGAUCUGGGGAAUGUAUCUCAUGUAUCACAGCCCUUACUGGUUCAACACGUCUUAUUUCUGGAUCGAUUAUCCCCAUAUCAUGAUGAAACGCGAUAUCAAGAGCUAUUACCUCAUGCAAACAGCUUUCUUUAUCCAACAACUAUAUGCCCUUCACGUUGAAAAACGAAGAAAAGAUCACUUCGCCAUGGUCACCCAUCACGUCAUCACCAUCACUUUGCUUGUAUCCAGCUAUUACACCAACUUUACGCGUAUUGGCAAUGCAGUACUUUGUUCAAUGGAUUUAUCGGAUUUGCUGUUAUCGUUGGCCAAGAUUCUCAAGUACCUGGAUUUCUCCACCUUGUGCGAUAUGACUUUUGCCGCAUUCGCUAUUGCAUGGCCAAUCACACGACAUGGAUUCUUCACAGUCAUCAUAUGGGCAACAGCAUUUGAACCACACAAAUACCUCGACAUGAAAUGGGAACCUGAGAAGGGCAAAUACUUUACGCCAUCGACACAGAAAAUGUACCUGACGUUGUUCUUGCUGUUGGAUUGCAUCAUGAUCUACUGGUUCAGCAUGAUUGUCAAGGUGGUCUACCGAGUCAUUCAAGGAAAGGGGGCCGAGGAUACUCGUAGUGAUGAUGAGGAUGAGGAGGAAAUACAAAGGGAAAAGUCCAAAGAGAAGAAGAAGGUGCAGUAA
This is a messenger RNA of Lichtheimia ornata, 1050 nucleotides long. RefSeq lists its product as uncharacterized. NCBI's taxonomy places the organism in Eukaryota, Fungi, Mucoromycota, Mucoromycetes, Mucorales, Lichtheimiaceae. The record is from RefSeq and is a predicted model, not a curated record. Gene Ontology annotation, molecular function: sphingosine N-acyltransferase activity. Gene Ontology annotation, biological process: ceramide biosynthetic process. The coding region runs from base 1 to 1050 and encodes 349 amino acids. The transcript has 6 exons. Gene Ontology annotation, cellular component: membrane.